AUGGGUCACCCGAUCGGCUGCGCAUUCGACAAAAACGAGAGGUCGAUCAUGCUGGCAAUAGUUGGAGGAAAUCUCAUCGACGGCUCCGGCGGACCGGUGAUGAACAACGUGACGGUGCUGAUCGACGGAGAUCGCAUCCUGGAGGUCGGCCCACAGGCGGCAGUGCCCAUCCCCGAAGGCGCCGAGGUGCUCGACGCCAGCGGUCAUACGGUAAUGCCCGGCCUCAUUGACGUGCACGACCACCUGGCCUCGGGAGGAUACGGACUCACCGGCCGUUGGGGCAUGGACGAACCGCUGUCCCUGUCCAACAUCAGAACCGCCCAGGUCAUUGAGGACACGCUGGCCGCCGGCUACACCACGGUGCGCGACGCGGGCGGCCUGGACGCCGGGUUCAAAAUGGCCGUGGAGCAGGGCUUGAUCAAGGGGCCGCGCCUCAUCAUCUCGGUGAACAUCAUGUCUCCUACCGGCGGGAUCGAGGACAAGGUGAGCGGUAGCGGCCACCGCAAGGUAAUCCUGGGCCACGAUCCUCUUUCGCCGGACGGCGUCGCCGACGGCGCGGAGGGAGUACGGGCCAAGGUACGCGAACUGGUCCGCUGCGGCGCCGACCAGAUCAAGUUUGCGACCACCGGAGGCGCCUCCGGCCGCCCCGGCAACGGUCCACUGGACCAGGCUUACGCGCUGGAUGAGGCGAAAGCGUUGGUUGAUGAAGCCGCAGCCAUGGGACGCAGCACGCUCUGUCACGCGGUGGGCGGCACCGGACUCCCCAUCGCCAUCAGGGCCGGAGCCGGUUCAAUCGAGCACGGGUGCUACUUGGCCACAGAUCCCGACAUGCUCAAGAUGAUGGCCGACCAAGGGACCUUCUUCACUCCGACGUUCGAGGUGUACGACUUCCACAGCACGGUCAGCGCUCCCCACAUCAAAGUGCGCGCGGAGGCGCUGAUGGAGAUCCACAUCCGGAGCACUGAACUUGCCAUCAAGGAAGGGGUCCGCAUCGUCGCUGGCACCGACGCUGGUGGAUUCGUGCACGGCGACAACGCCCGCGAACUGGAACUGAUGGUAGAAAAGGGCAUGAGCAACAUGCUGGCCAUCCAGUCCGCCACCGGCUACGCCGCCGAAUGCUGCGGGAUUGGGAAGGAGGUCGGAACCAUCGCAGCCGGCAAGCAGGCCGACGUGUUGGUGGUGGACGGCGACCCGCUACAGAACAUAUCCGUCCUGCGCGACCGCGAGCGCUUGCUCCUGAUCAUGAAGGGCGGCGAGGCCUACUCCAAUCGCCUGGCAGCACGGGAAUUGCAGCCCGCCUAG
Geodia barretti is the source of this 1302-nucleotide messenger RNA. Lineage: Eukaryota; Metazoa; Porifera; Demospongiae; Tetractinellida; Geodiidae. The record is from the annotation of a GenBank genome assembly.